CAUAAGUCAUGCAGGAUGGAGUUGCAGGCUGGAGCCAAAUUGCUGCUGCUGCUGUGGGUGAUAUACUGUGGACAUGCACAGAUAAUUAGGCAAGAAGCUCGAUAUGCAUCGAUUGUUGAAGUGACCAACGGUGGGACCUGGGGUGACUGGGCCUGGCCUGAGAUGUGUCCUGAUGGAUACUUUGCCAGUGGGUUCUCCAUCAAGGUGGAACCCCCUCAAGGCAUUCCUGGAGAUGACACAGCUCUGAACGGGAUCCGGCUGCACUGUACUAGAGGGAAUGCUGAACAAAACACCCAUGUUGUGGAGUCCCAAUCUGGAAGCUGGGGCUCGUGGAGCGAGCCUCUGUGGUGUCCUGGCACGCACUACCUAAUAGCUUUCUCCCUUCGGGUGGAACCAUUUUCAUUUCCUGGAGAUAACACCGCGGUGAAUAAUGUGCGCUUCCGUUGCUCAGACGGUGUGGAACUGGAGGGGCCUGGGCUGAACUGGGGAGAUUAUGGAGACUGGAGCGACUCCUGUGCCAAAGGUGUCUGUGGCUUGCAGACCAAAAUCCAGAAGCCUAGAGGGCUCCGUGAUGACACUGCACUUAAUGAUGUCAGGGUAUUCUGCUGUAACAGCUGAUGAUGUUGCCGCCACUGCCCACGCUCCCACUGGACCCUGUCAGCACUGUGCCUCUUACUAUUAAAGCUUCUUGGUCUCUGCUGUCACUUGAUUUAGAAA
Messenger RNA from Phodopus roborovskii (desert hamster), 717 nucleotides. It is a transcript of the gene Vmo1, whose product is annotated as vitelline membrane outer layer 1 homolog. The transcript has 3 exons. The record is from RefSeq and is a predicted model, not a curated record. NCBI's taxonomy places the organism in Eukaryota, Metazoa, Chordata, Mammalia, Rodentia, Cricetidae. The coding region runs from base 16 to 618 and encodes 200 amino acids.